This is a messenger RNA of Quercus lobata, 852 nucleotides long. Its product is annotated as putative F-box protein At3g52320. NCBI's taxonomy places the organism in Eukaryota, Viridiplantae, Streptophyta, Magnoliopsida, Fagales, Fagaceae. The record is from RefSeq and is a predicted model, not a curated record. Bases 1 to 852 code for a protein of 283 amino acids. Gene Ontology annotation, molecular function: protein binding. The transcript has a single exon.
AUGGCGGUGAAGGAGUCAAUCACAGAUCUUAGUUUGGUUUCUCGCAGCAAAAGAAGAAAAAAAGAUGAUCGGGAUGAAGAAUCGGAAUCGGAACCAUUGUAUGAAAACAACAAACUUCCCGAUGCUAUGUUGUUGGAGAUCCUUUAUCGACUUCCUUGUCGAUACGCUGUACGGUACAAAUCCGUCUCAAAGCACUGGCUUUCUCUUAUUUCCGAUCCUUAUUUUAUUCGCGGAUUCAUUCACCACCGCCACCAGCUCUUCGGCGACGACUGUUAUUACUCCUCACAGUCACAGUCACAGUCGUGCUCCUUUACUCAUGUGUUACAGUAUCCAACUAAGUCUGACAAUCCCAACGAAGAUGAUAUCCGAGUUCUUUCAUCUGAUAAUUCUUCACUGUUCAAAUCCGAUCGUAAGGGACUCGAUUUUCUCAACUUUCUUCCGGUUGUAAGAUUAAAAUACCCAACUCACAUCGAGGCAUCGUUUGACGACUUAUUGCUGGUAUGCAGCCAAGUUCCAACGAAUAGAAUGGAGAAAAAAAGUGGCUUUUACGAGGAAUACUACAUCUGCAAUCCGCUUACAAAAGAAUGGCUCAAGCUCCCUCGUCUUCCAUCUGACAACAACGCCGCAAUUGUUGUGGUCGGGUUUGUAUGCCUUCCCAAUAGCUGUGACAAUGAGCAAGGGUGUAUUAACAAUGCCCAUUACAGAUUUAGGGUGGUACGCAUUGGUUGUCUACAUGCUGAAUCCGGUACUACGCAAACUCAAUUACAGGAGAAAGUAUAUGAUGUUUCAGGAACUCCACGUCAGCCAUUAGUUGGCGUUUCUAGGCCUAAUAAGAAAAUGACACCUGGUUAA